CCGUUUGACAGUCCGUCAUUUCAGGAAUCAGGAUGCACACUCACGCCCACUCCUUCUGGGCGUAGCGAGCAAAUUCCCACUAACCCGAAGCGUAGCCUUCAUGGGGUCCAAUGGCGACAAGGAGCCACGUGUCACGUCGUCACGUCAUCGCAGCCGCGAUUUCGCCAUCCGUCCGCUCCUCCGGGUUCCAGAUAGAUUGCUAUGCUCAGACUGCUUACCCUCAGAGCGAUUACUCUCAGAACGCCUUCUCGCGUCGUGCUCUCCCUUCUGCCGUCCGGUCCUCCGCCAAUCCUCUUCGCCAACCACCAGUUCCCUAGAAGCCUUUGGUGACGCCAGCGUCCGUCAUGCUGACGCCAGCGACGCUGCCCACGCUACAGAAAGGGACUGGUUUGACGAAAGGGACGGGUUUGACGGCAGUAGCGGAUCAUUUUCGAGUUCGCACCGGAUUUCGGAGCGGCUGACACGUGUCAUCAGAUCCCUGUGCCGCUGCUUGCCGUGGCGAUGCAUGGAGGGUGAGGAUGCUGCCUUGCAUCGGCUGAGGGGAGCAGAGAGAGAGAAAGAUGGAGAGGAAGAGGAGGAGCCGAGGGAGGAGGAGAAGGAGGAGGAAAGGGAGGAGGAAAGGGGGGAGGAAAGGGGGGAGGAAAGGGGGGAGGAAAAGGAGGAGGAAAAUCAGGAGGGAAAGGAGAAGGUUAGGAAGGAGGGAGAGGCGGAGGUGAGGGGGGGGGAGGAAGAGGAGGAACAGCCUCAGGUGUAUCUGAGAUUCGAAAACCAGGCGCAAUCUGCAGUAGACGUGCUGUGGCUGUCGCACACAGGCGACGAGCACUGGUACUACUCGCUCGCCCCUGCCUGCUGCAACACCCAGGCCACCUUUGAGGGCAAUGUGUGGCUGAUCCGAGAUGUGGCAACUAAAGAAGCGUCUCAUAGGGUCAAGGUGGGCACGUGUUCGACACUUGGCAAUCGCCAGAAGUACCUCAUUCAGCCGCGCCCACCCCGCCACAUGAUGUCACAACCACAGCACAGGCUGCGUGGCGUUGUUAAUGCAGCGGUUGCCGAUGGUGGUGGUGAUGGUGGUGAUGGUGGUGGUGAUGCUGAUGCUGGUAGCAGCAGCGGCAAGCCACUUGUGGUGGAAGAUGCAGCAGAGAGGGAUGUGCGCGUGCCAUCGUGCUACAAGCAGGUGGUGGCGACAUCAGUGGGCAUCCCUGUGGUGGCUUGCGGCCACGUGUGCAUGGAAGCCCUGUGUGCGGCUGCUGACAUCGUUGAGCACAUGCUGGAGCACUGCCCCGCUAGCCUUGUCGCACGACUACGAGACAACUGGUGCAAGGUGGCGGUGAUCGGCAGAGCGCAGGUCACAACUGACAUCCUGGAGCAUUCGCAUUUGCGGGGGAGUCGCACAGACGAUGAUAGGGACUGGGAUUGCGAGGUGCGUGGUUUGGGCGGCACCAUGGUCAUCCCUACGUGCUCGGUCGGCGAGGAAAAUCUUCUGCGCUGCCCGGAUGAUCGGUACCGGGAAGAGAGCAUACUGGUGCAUGAGUUUGCACAUACAGUCAUGGAGGUCGGGUUUGACGAGUCCAUGAUGCACCGAAUCUCUCAGUGCUUUUUGAACUCCAAGCACCUGUAUCCAUCAUCUGCAUACAUAGUGGCCAACAAGGAGGAGUACUGGGCGGAGGGUAGCCAGUCAUGGUUUAAUGCGAGUGUGCGUGAGGACGUAAAUGGCGGGGUGAUUACUCGUGAACAAUUGAUUUCUCAUGAUGCAGAGCUUGCAGGAUUUUUUCUGGAAGUGUAUGGGGAUGGGAAGUGGAGAUUCGAUUUUACACCUAUUGUUGUGGCCUUGCCAAAUGUUGCACGCACAAUUGUUUCAUAAUACAAAAUUUUCGUACUUGU
This is a messenger RNA of Closterium sp. NIES-67, 1881 nucleotides long. The record is from the annotation of a GenBank genome assembly. NCBI's taxonomy places the organism in Eukaryota, Viridiplantae, Streptophyta, Zygnematophyceae, Desmidiales, Closteriaceae.